AUGGGCACCAGAAGUGCCUACGCGGAGGCUGCUCCAAUGGGCACAAGGGCAUCCGGCGUUGGCACUCGUGCCAGCUAUGCAGAGGCUCCUUUAGCCAUUGGCAUGGGCACCAGAAGUGCGUAUGGGGAGGCUGCUCCAAUGGGCACAAUGGCCUCUGGUGUUGGCACUCGUGCCAGCUAUGCAGAGGUGAGAGUGCUGUGA
Molecule: messenger RNA, 201 nt
Organism: Durusdinium trenchii
Lineage: Eukaryota; Dinophyceae; Suessiales; Symbiodiniaceae
Source: the annotation of a GenBank genome assembly